Messenger RNA from Kockovaella imperatae, 1515 nucleotides. Its product is annotated as DAHP synthetase. Bases 1 to 1515 code for a protein of 504 amino acids. The record is from RefSeq and is a predicted model, not a curated record. The transcript is spliced from 9 exons. Gene Ontology annotation, biological process: aromatic amino acid biosynthetic process. Gene Ontology annotation, molecular function: 3-deoxy-7-phosphoheptulonate synthase activity. Lineage: Eukaryota; Fungi; Basidiomycota; Tremellomycetes; Tremellales; Cuniculitremaceae.
AUGAGCUGGUCACCAUCUUCUUGGAGGCAGAAACCUAUCGCGCAGGAUGUGGUCUACGAAGAUAAGGCAAAGCUGGACAAGAUCUUGAACAAGUUGCGCAAACUGCCCCCCCUGGUUUCCCCAACAGAGAUUGACCGGUUGAGGAAUCAACUCGCCGAUGUCGCCGCGGGCAAGGCGUUCCUGCUUCAAGGAGGAGACUGUGCCGAGCUGUUUGAUGAUUGCUCACAGUAUCCUAUCGAGCACAAGCUAUCCUUGAUCCUUCUCAUGUCAUUGAUCAUCCUCCAUGGAUCACGUCUACCAGUGGUCAGGAUCAUGCGAAUCGCAGGCCAGUAUGCCAAACCGCGGAGUAAACCCACCGAGAUGAUCGAUGGCGAAGAAGUGCUCAGUUUCAGAGGGGACAAUGUGAACGGGUACGAGCCGACGGACAGGAAUCCGGAUCCAGAGAGAUUACUCGGGGCGUACUUUCACUCGACCGCGACUUUGAACUAUAUCCGGACAUUGUUGCUCUCUGGGUUUGCGAAUCUGCACAAACCGCUCGACUGGUCAUUCUCCCAUGUCCGCUCGCCAGAGCUACAAAAAGCGUUCUCGGGAGUGAUAGAGAGCUUGCAGGACAGUCUUGACUUUAUGCGCGUGGCUACGGGUGGGGACGGUGGGACAGCGAGAGGGGGUACUGAAACCGUGGACCUGUACACGAGUCACGAGGCGUUGUUACUGGAGUAUGAGGAGGCACUGACUCGGGAAUUUGAUGGGCGACCAACUCCGCGACCGACCAGUGGGACCGCAUCGCCGGUGAGGCCGACCAAGAUGGUAUCGACCCCGUCAAUGGCCUCCUUCCCUGGGAAGCGGUCAUUCUACAACACGUCGAGUCAUUUCAUAUGGAUUGGGGAUCGUACGCGACAGCUGGAUGGGGCGCAUGUGGAGUAUUUCAGGGGGAUCGCGAAUCCAAUUGGAAUCAAGGUUGGACCAACGAUGCAGCCGGAUGAGCUUGUCCGGGUUCUUGACGUUGUGGAUCCGGACAGGAUACCGGGAAAAGUUACGCUGAUCGGACGGUAUGGGGCGGAUAAGGUGGAUCAGCAUUUGCCAGGGCAUAUCGAUGCGGUCAAGACGACAGAUCAUGUGGUGGUCUGGCAGUGUGAUGCAAUGGUGAGCGAAAUCACGAAAUCUUCCAUGACAGACCCCACGCUUAAGACGAGAUACUUUGCAGAUGUGAUUCAGGAGAUCACCAAGUCGAUGGAAAUACACAAGGCCAAGGGAACGAUUCUGGGCGGAGUGCAUUUGGAGCUAACGGGAGAGGUCAAUGAGGAUGGGUUCUCGGUCACCGAGUGCAUCGGGGGAUCCAUGGAACUCGCCGACAAGGAUCUAUCGUUCAACUAUCGCUCCCACUGUGAUCCUCGGCUCAACUAUGAGCAGUCGCUGGACGUUGCUUUUUUGAUCUCGGAUCAUUUGAAAGCGAAACGGCGUGGCGAGGCGCCGAGAGAUAUCCUCUUGGCGAAUCUGCGUGGUCGUAGAUUGUGA